Messenger RNA from Bufo gargarizans (Asiatic toad), 3622 nucleotides. RefSeq lists its product as uncharacterized. The record is from RefSeq and is a predicted model, not a curated record. Lineage: Eukaryota; Metazoa; Chordata; Amphibia; Anura; Bufonidae. The transcript has 2 exons. The coding region runs from base 1905 to 2852 and encodes 315 amino acids.
UAAAUCUGAUACGAAUGUGUGUAUGACUGGAGGGCUAUAGGAAAAGGGCCCCCCAUAGUUAUAUAAAGGAUAGGUAGACAGGAAUUCCUUUUACAUCUUAGGUAAUGCUGAUCGUCGCAUAAGAAACCAUUCUACAAGAACAUUAGGUUACUGCAGUUCAUAAAGACAUGUUGUGGGAGCUGUAAUCAUCUACUGAUAACGAAAAAUAGCUCAUACCAGCAAUCAUACAAUUGGUUCAUAGGGACACCGCCCGUUGAAAACAGAGUACUGAGCAUGCGUAGAACGUGAUACUCUUAUAUAAUAGUAUGUUGCAAUGCGCGUAAUAGUAAGCGCGCACAAACAGUACUUAACUAUAACUAGUGCUGUUCAUGAGGAAAUGGCUACAAGCCAUCCAAUCAUAAUGAAGCUCAUGACUGAGCAUCCCCAGGAUGCAACAAGAUGAUGGGUGGAGUUAUGGGCAUAUAGGCAGAGGAUCUUUCCCAUUUGGUUGGGACUGUUCCACUGCUGACGAGCCGUGUGAUGUGUAUGCGCUGCCUCCUGAUGAAUCGCUGGUCCCCCGAUAUGGAGUGAUGAUGCAAUAUCCGAUGCGGCAACGGCCAUAUCCACUAUAUCCAAGUCAGAGGAUAGAGAGACUGAGUCAUGGCUGGAAGGUACAGCCGUUUGGGCUCACCAAAAAAGUAGACAUCUUGGAGAAAAGGCCACUUACAGGUGGGCGCAGGAGAGAGGUAUUCCACUAACAGGAGACAUGAUCAAGCAGGUCAUACAAACAGAUAAUGGGUCUCAUUUUACAGGGAAGGAAAUAAAACAGUUUGCUUUAGAAAACAACAUUGAAUGGGUAUAUCACAUGCCCUAUUACCCACAGGCUGCUGGUCUCAUUGAGCGAAUGAAUGGGUUGCUCAAAGGAGCAUUGAAAAAAAAUGACCUCAGAUGGUAAAUACGGGCAAUGGAGAGAUAAUCUUUCCUCGGCCCCUCAGUCGCUCAAUAAUAGACCACUAACAGAAUCCACUACCCCUUUAAUGAGAAUGUUGACGCCAAGUCUUACUAUAGGUAAAUUAACUAUAGAAUCUAUUGAAUAUUGGACAAUUAAUGAAGAAGCUCAGGUCCCUUUUAGGGGAACAUCAAAAUCUGCAGGGUUGGACCUGCACUCACUGGAGGUGACGGUAGUAAAUCCAGGAGUCACUAAGAUAAUUCCUACUGGAAUCGGGGUAAAAAUUCCCUCAGGACAUUAUGGACAGUUGGCCACUAGAUCCAGUUAUGCUCUAAAAAGUUUAAUAGUGGUUGGAGGGGUAAUUGAUGAAGACUACCAAGGAGAAGUCAAAGUUGUACUCAUAAAUCUGGGUAAAAUGGAUGCUAUAAUAUCAAAAAGAGAUAGGGUGGCACAAUUGCUAUUAAUCCCAAUAUAUAUAGCACAGAUAAAAGAAACAACAGCCCCCAAGGAACUAACUAUGAGGGGACAGAAAGGAUUUGGAUCCACUAAUGAAAUUAGUGUAGGUGCUAAAAUUUGGAUUCAAGAUGUAAACGGACCUCCGUCACCUGCUGAAGUAAUAGCGGUUGGCAAGGACCGUGCUCUACUCGUGAUGAGGCCUGGAGUAGAGAAGUGGGAAUAUAUCCCACAGGAAAAAUGCUACUUAAGGGAAUAAUGCUGUAUUCUUGACUUACAGAAUCCACUAAGACAUUGUGGCAUCGCCCUUGGUCUCCUUGGUAUCGUGUGGUUGGCAUCCUACGCAGACGGUAAUACACCCGGACACAAGCUGAGCCUGGCUGAAUCCAGAAAUUGGACGUGGGGAUGGAGAAACUAUUCUAAAACCAGGAAAUAGGACAGUGUUACAUGUGAAGCCAAUUGACUCUGCAUUUGUUCUUUGCAAACCCUACAGCAGCAACAACAGAAAGGGUUGUUCCAAACCAUGUUGUUGACGGGGAAUGAGGAAGUUUGGAGGACCGUGUUUAAUUCGUUUGUAAGGGAAAAACACUGGCUGGACAUCAAAGCGCCUAAAAUAAGGUGUAAUGAUACGUCCUGCACCGGUAAAUUGGUCUACUACAAUGUGACUAAAAGUAAUAUAAUGUGCAAGUUUGUAGUAUUACCAAUGUUAAUGGGCCCAGAAGGUAAUCAACAUUUUUGGGUACCUACAUUUUAUGGACAAGUAAUUGAUAGCAAUAAUAGCACACAUGAUUUAACUUUCUGUGAUGACACUCUUGAAGGUAAAAUCUGUAAGUUACAGUCUGCUGUAUAUGAGCCUUGCUUGUUACAGAACACUGUAAAUAAAUGCGAGUGGACCAUAAUGCCUACGUCAUACCGAUGGAUGGUUGAAGUAGCACCCCAGGUGAUAUGCGUAGUGACAGAUCGUCAGGUGGUCCCUAAAAUGAGGGUGCCUUUUGCAGGAUGCAUACACAACAUCACGGUUAUUCAAUGGGAAAAUGAAACUUUUAUGUUAAAUCCAGAUAAUGAGCUAAGCACCAAGGUGUUAUGGCAAGACACGGCUUUAGAAGUCCCUAAUUGGGAUCUGAAUUUGACUAGACUGAAAGCUUUGCUGGACAAAUCGAUAGAAGUCCAUGCGGCAAUUAAGAAUUUGAACAGGAGUAUCACGGGACACAAGCUCUUUACUACGGUAGUGUCUGAUAAAAUAGUAAAAGUAGGAUCCGCCAUAGCGGACGCUACAUCCCAUCAUUGGUGGGACAUAUUCAUGGGGUAUUCCCCAUCAGCCAGGACUACCAUGGAUUGGGUGGUUCACCCCUUGUUGGUAGUCAUGAUAGUAGUAAUUGUACUAUCUAUUUGGAAUUGUUAUGUAGCCUACGGUAUAUGUUGUAAAAAACAAAAAAUGAUAAUGGUUUCCUAUACCAACGGUCAGCAUUAAGGACCGAAUGUGAUGUAAAUCUGAUACGAAUGUGUGUAUGACUGGAGGGCUAUAGGAAAAGGGCCCCCCAUAGUUAUAUAAAGGAUAGGUAGACAGGAAUUCCUUUUACAUCUUAGGUAAUGCUGAUCGUCGCAUAAGAAACCAUUCUACAAGAACAUUAGGUUACUGCAGUUCAUAAAGACAUGUUGUGGGAGCUGUAAUCAUCUACUGAUAACGAAAAAUAGCUCAUACCAGCAAUCAUACAAUUGGUUCAUAGGGACACCGCCCGUUGAAAACAGAGUACUGAGCAUGCGUAGAACGUGAUACUCUUAUAUAAUAGUAUGUUGCAAUGCGCGUAAUAGUAAGCGCGCACAAACAGUACUUAACUAUAACUAGUGCUGUUCAUGAGGAAAUGGCUACAAGCCAUCCAAUCAUAAUGAAGCUCAUGACUGAGCAUCCCCAGGAUGCAACAAGAUGAUGGGUGGAGUUAUGGGCAUAUAGGCAGAGGAUCUUUCCCAUUUGGUUGGGACUGUUCCACUGCUGACGAGCCGUGUGAUGUGUAUGCGCUGCCUCCUGAUGAAUCGCUGGUCCCCCGAUAUGGAGUGAUGAUGCAAUAUCCGGUAAUGUAUUGAUUCUUACUCUAUGAUUGAUUUAUCCACGAUUUCACUGUAUACUCUAGAAAACUGUAUAGUGACCUAAGUAUUCAUAUAAUAAAUCAUUAAUAACAGAGAGAAGUUGUAUGCUGUGUGUUUCCUAGUUGGGAAGCUAGUGAGAGGAAAGGUGAGGCCUUA